GUGACUAAAUAAAACCUAACCUCUCUUGUCUCAGCCUCCAAAGUCCCCAUCACUUGAUCAUUAUAGUAAAAAGAGUGUGACAGUCAAUAUAUUUAUGUAUAAUAUAGGUUUCUACUUAUGGUGAUGUUAUGAUCUGGAGUUUUUCUUCUCUUUACAAUUAUAUUUUCUAUUACCAACAUCUUGAAAAUGAGAAAUCAAUUUUGGAAUUUUCUAUUUUCUCUGGUUCUACUAAACUUCAUAUCCCAAGUACGAUGUGAAGCUACAAGACCGGUAACGAUGAUCCGACCAGAGUCACCGAUUCGGCCUGAAGGUAAUACAACGUUCUUGGACGGAACAACAUGGUGCGUGGCUCGACCAAGUGCGUCUCAGGCUGAGCUACAGAGAGCUCUUGAUUGGGCAUGUGGUAUUGGGAGAGUUGAUUGCUCAGUCAUCGAGAAACAUGGUGACUGUUACGAGCCGGAUACGAUAUGGUCGCACGCAUCCUUUGCGUUUAAUGCGUAUUAUCAAACCAAUGGUAACAAUCGCAUCGCUUGUUACUUUGGUGGAACAGCUACACUCACCAAGAUAAACCCGAGCUACGGAACGUGCUCCUAUGAUGUAUCCAAAUCGGAAGUCUCCUCCGCAAGAUCUCUAGCAGAGUACAAGCCACGGUGGAUGUGGCUGAUGUGCAUAGGACUUUUAUUGUUUUUAUAUCGGCGAAGCUAGCAUCUUCACGGAAAAAAGCCAAUAUUGGUCAAAUAUAUCAGUUGUGCCAGAAUAUUUUUCCUAAGAGAAAAGGUUGCAAAGAUUUUGGUUUUCUAGCAGUUAAGCUUUAUGUUUAGUUCUUCGCUUUCCUCUUGGGUUUAGAAUCUUACAAAACCCUUAUAUUAUUCCUUCCUUAUUGUUACGAAAGGUUAUUUUCAUGUUCC
This is a messenger RNA of Brassica oleracea var. oleracea, 908 nucleotides long. Its product is annotated as glucan endo-1,3-beta-glucosidase 12. The transcript has 3 exons. NCBI's taxonomy places the organism in Eukaryota, Viridiplantae, Streptophyta, Magnoliopsida, Brassicales, Brassicaceae. The coding region runs from base 187 to 705 and encodes 172 amino acids. The record is from RefSeq and is a predicted model, not a curated record.